This is a messenger RNA of Gregarina niphandrodes, 753 nucleotides long. RefSeq lists its product as hypothetical. NCBI's taxonomy places the organism in Eukaryota, Apicomplexa, Conoidasida, Eugregarinorida, Gregarinidae. The coding region runs from base 1 to 753 and encodes 250 amino acids. The transcript has a single exon. The record is from RefSeq and is a predicted model, not a curated record.
AUGCACGCUUUGAAGUGUGAGGCUAGUAGCCUGACGGGUAGCGAGUUGUUGUCAGUAUUGGUCCGUCCGGAUGGCAGCCAGACGAAGUUGGACGAUUGUGUGGCACAGGUAGUUACGAUACAGGCGGGUGGUGGCGGCGAGGUGACGGCUUUGGCGUUGACGCCCAAGACAGCGUUUAAGGUGGGCUUGGAGACGGUCGGCGAGCGAACGCCGUUGACGAUGAAAACGACGAUGGUGAAGGGCGAGAACUACGACUGGUUCCAGCAGUGGGACCGGAUGAUGGUGUGGCGUCCGAAGGAGGGGCUUUUGAGUGACACACGCGCGAAGGCAAAACUGCUAGCCGCCCUGCGGCGUCAGCUGGAGCGCAGGGGACCGCGGAACAAGCCCAGGGCGGGUGGAGGCGUUGUGUCGCGAAGUCUUUGGGGAACACUUGCACGACUUGCACGCUAUCCUGAAUGGGAGUGGCGAGAUGCAGGAGCAGGUGGACGGCGUUACCGUGGCUGUGAUGCGCCCUGUGGACCCCUCGGAGUUGGCGGAGCUCAUGGCGCGGGUUCCCAAGGAGUGGCAGCCGGUGUUGCAAGAGUCGGCAGGGUGGAAGACUGCGCACUGGAACGACGGCGGGGGCCUGGAGGUCACACAGGCGAAGCCCAUACACGAAACGAAGAGCCGCCCGUGCAAGGCCGCGUGCGUUCUGGGGGUAGGGGCGGCCGUCCAGAACCAGCUCCGACAACUCUAUGCAGGACGCAGUUUUGA